Gavialis gangeticus (Gharial) is the source of this 7185-nucleotide messenger RNA. It is a transcript of the gene ANGEL2, whose product is annotated as angel homolog 2. The record is from RefSeq and is a predicted model, not a curated record. Bases 172 to 1836 code for a protein of 554 amino acids. NCBI's taxonomy places the organism in Eukaryota, Metazoa, Chordata, Crocodylia, Gavialidae. Gene Ontology annotation, biological process: 3'-UTR-mediated mRNA stabilization. Gene Ontology annotation, molecular function: 3'-5'-RNA exonuclease activity; mRNA 3'-UTR binding. The transcript is spliced from 9 exons.
ACGGUGCCGGGGAAGUGGCAGGACAGAGGCUAGGGUAGCAGGCCGCGGCGGGGCCGGGCGCUGGCGGCGUCGCGGGAUGAGCCCCCUCGGGGGAGCGGCAUAGCGCACCCGGGGCCGGAGUGGGAGCUGUGCGCGCCGCCCGGAGGGUUCCAACCCGCCUGGAGACACUCCAUGCUGUUCCAUUGCAUGCAGAGGCUAGGCAGAGACUGGGUUGCCCACUGUGGUGUAUCUCAAAGAUUUUGCUGCAACAGUCAAAUUUCCAGUUGUAGGAGGUGGAUUGGACACUGUACUUGGGCUCCUUAUCCAUUUCUCGGUACAGGGCACUUCUCAGCGAAUUGGAGUCUGCCUCCAUUUUUUGAGCCUUGGAGACCGCACCACAACUGGCACUGGCAACCCAGUAACUUCACACAGAGCUCUCUGCUUCAUAUUUCUCAUCCCAACAUGAAAUCUGAGGGGGAUGAACCUUCUUCAAAAAGGAGAAGACAUAGUGGUGAGAGUUUUUCAAGUCCUGAUGAAGAAACAAGCAUCUCUAAACAAAAUGAAGCUACAGGGCAAGUUACAGCACCUGAAACUGAAGGGAGUCUUGCAAAGGAGAAAGGAAUGAUCAAGAGACACUGGGAGUAUUUCUGUCACCGUAAAAAAAAGAUUCUUGAAGAUCAGGAAAUUGACCAAAACAAUACAGAAAAUGAGUUUGAUUUUACAGUGAUGUCCUACAAUAUCCUUUCACAGAAUUUAUUAGACGAUAACUCCCACCUGUAUAAACACUGCAGAUGGCCAGUAUUAAUCUGGGGUUAUAGAUUUCCCAACAUUCUACAGGAAAUCAAAGAACUGGAUGCGGAUGUACUUUGUUUACAAGAAGUUCAAGAAGACCAUUAUAGAACACAAAUCAAGUCAAGUUUGGAAUCCUUGGGGUAUCAUUGUGAAUAUAAAAUGAGAACAGGAAGGAAACCAGAUGGCUGUGCUAUUUGCUUCAAAAUGUCCAAAUUUGAUCUGAUCUCCUCAAACCCAGUAGAGUUUUUCCGCCAUGAUAUUCCACUUUUGGACAGAGACAAUGUUGGACUAGUUUUGCUUCUCCAGCCUAAAUUUCACUGUAAAGCUACUGCUGCGGUCUGUGUAGCCAAUACACAUCUGCUGUAUAAUCCAAGACGAGGGGAUAUUAAACUGACCCAACUGGCAAUGCUGCUGGCAGAGAUUGCCAGUGUUGCCCAUCAGAAAGAUGGCAGCUUCUGUCCCAUUAUCAUCUGUGGUGACUUCAACUCAGUUCCUGGUUCUCCACUGUACAGUUUUAUAAAGGAAGGAAAGUUGAAUUACGAAGGACUUGCUAUAGGAAAGGUGUCUGGACAAGAACAGUUUCCUAGGGGACAAAGAAUCUUAUCUAUUCCAAUUUGGCCUCAGAGGCUGGGCAUUUCUCAGAACUGUGUGUAUGAAAUACGACAACAGCAAAGGGAAGAACAUUCAGGAGGAGAGAUGAGAGAACCACAACUGGAGAACUCUCAGGAGAUUGUGAUAGCAGCUGAAAAGUUAUCUUCAAAAUUACAGCACCAUUUUAAGUUGUCUUCAGUCUAUUCUCAUUACCUACCUGAGAGUGGGCUUCCAGAAGUAACAACCUGUCACUCGCGAAGUGCUGUCACUGUGGAUUACAUUUUCUAUUCUGCUGCAAAGGAUGAUAUUGCUGACCCGCCAGGGACAGAAGAUUCCUUUGGCAGCCUGAAGCUUCUCGGUAGAUUAUCACUUCUAACAGCACAAGAUUUAUGGACUGUUAAUGGUCUUCCUAAUGAAAAUAACUCUUCUGAUCAUCUGCCUUUACUAGCAAAGUUCAGGCUCAUUGAACAAUGAAACAAAGUAUUUUUAUAUAUGAACUUCCCUUUUCCUCCACCUUCCUGAAAUAUUUUUAAAUUUGUGGACUGGAAGCCUGUUUACAUUUUAUUUUGCCUGCAUGCUGAGUUCUUAGUGCUUUGUAAAUUAGAAUUUUUAAAGAAACUUUUGAAAAGUGGUUUAAAUUUACUUUAUGAAGACUUUUUAAGACACAGAAAUAAGUUUACAUAGCUUUCUCUUUUUGAUAAAGACAGACAUCACCAGCCUGAAAAUGGCAUUAUUUUUCACAGAAAGGAUGUAAAUAUUUUUAUUGUAUAUUAUAGUAAAAUUGAUGCUGCUUUGUACAAACAUUGUACUUUGUUUGGGGGUGUAACUAUUUUCAUAAUCAGCUGAAAGUAGCUUUGGAGGUGCUUUCAUACUGCUUCUGUUGUCUCUCCCAAAUUAUAUACCUUUUGGGUUCAAUUUCAGGAGUCCCUCAGCGCAGAAGUUUAUCUAGUAAAGUGGUUGCAGGACUGGGUCUUUAUUAGGAAAGUUGUCCUUGCAGUAUGGAAAUUAAUUGUGUUCUAAAAAAGUAAUUGCAAGUUUAAACACUGUGCAAGAGUCCACUAGACUUUAUCAGUAUUCAAAGCUUUAAAACCAUCCAAAAUAAAAGCAAAUAUCUAACAUGACAUGUAAGUACAGGACAGUAUAGUUGGGAAAGACUAAAUUCACUUUCUCUUUGAAAGCUGUUUAAAAAUCAAAAAAAUUAUCAGAAUGCUUGACUUACUGUGAUUUCUUGAAUGUUUGCCAAAUACAUGAGAGACUAUUUUUCACUUGCUCAUGAUUUAAAAUAAUGUAUCAAUACUGCAGCUUCAGUAUAUUCAACAUUAAAAGAUUCCCUUGUGUUUUCCAUUUCCUAUUACAAUAUGACACUGUAUAUAUACUAUGCAAAAUAUCUAGGGCUGACCAGUAAACCAAAAUUUGCUACCUCAUUAACGGUAACCUUUUUGACAUGGGGAGAAGCGCUGGAAUUGCUGUGACUUUGUCAUAUUAUUUAUGAUUCUCUCUAUGCAGCUGUUAGCUGCAAGAUGCAAUUGCUGUCUUGCUGUUGUGCCACUAGAAAAACUUAUUCUAGGCUUUCUGAACAUUCAUCUUGAUUUCCCACCCCCACUAUUUAAUUUGCAGAAUCACCAACAUAUAAUGAUCUUACCUUUAUAUUCUGAAAAGAAAGCAAAACAUUAUUUUUGCCCUUGGGGAAUAUGGUGCCAAUGACAGUCCAGGUGAUUGAACUAGCACUUCAAUUUAAUAUUUUUAGGAUUAGAUUUUCAUUUUGGCUUGAGUCUCUUUUUUUUUAUCGCUUUGCUAGAUUGUGAUUGAAGGAUCCAUCUGCACACUGAACUAAUCCAUCUGUCUCUACAUGCUAACAACAAUCCAGUCAAUGAAUGCUGAACACUAAAGUUCAAUACUAAGUAAUUAGCUUUAAAAAUAUUCAGAUGCAGAAAUUUCUCGGGGUGUAGUGCACAUGCAGUAGCUUGUUUUUUUUUUUUUGUCAGCAUGCCCUACAAACACCAGGCAUCAGAGAAAUUUCUAAAUGGCUAUCUUAGAACUUGUCCAUGUAGCACACAAGCUUUGUAGGCCAGUGACUUAUGCAGAAGUAAGGGUGGGUAGUAACAGAAGGUGUUGAAGCACUGUCCAGCUGAGGGAGCAGGUUGCAGUAGCUGCCAUCUGAGAUUUAUGCACUUGCAGAGGUCGGAACUCUCUCGGUGGAGCAAAAGAAACCCUGAUACCUGCAGUAUUUUUUUUUAACAAGCAUCCCCUUUCUGUCCUGUAAGACAGAAUUUGGCCCCUGCUGCUGCCUGCUCUGUUCUACACAAGGAGCUGCAAAGGUUAUCAAAUGAUCCCAUAAUUUCACACUACAACAGUUCCCUCCUAACCUCAAACUUAAAUGCUGUUAUUCUGCUGUCUGUACUGGAAGGGAAAGAGGUUCUUACUGCAUAAAUGAGGUGUAAUGUGCCAUGAGUACAGGGUUGUUUUUCUAAGAGUCUAGCUAUAAGCUCAUUGAUUAUGAUGCUCUGACUAUAUGGGACUUAGUCUGUUAGAAAACUUAGGGAAAAAAACAUACCUCAGCUUGCUCGCUAUGCUAUGGCCUGUUCUUUUGCUGCCAAGACAAAUCCAGCAAACAAACAGCAGUGCUCAAUGUCUGCAGAGGCUGCCCAAAGAAUAGUGAAGAAAUGUGUACUAGCCCGUCCAGCUGACAGUACUCAAUACUUGAAUACAGGAGCUUUGAAUUUCAAAGAUUUGUUUUCUGGCUCAGAUCAAAUUAUUCUGUUUUUAGUUGAUUGUUUUAUUUUUUCAAAUGCUCCAGUAUGGCUUUUUAAAGGGGCAUUACAAAAGCUGCCAGUUUUAAGUGAGCAAAAAAUGAAUGGAUUCUGUUGUCUUCAACAAAGUAAAAGUUACCCAAAUUGUAUGUAACCUCUUCCUUCCAUAGAACAGUGUGAGGUGGUUGUAAUAAUCAGCAGAAGUGCUUCAUUCUUAUCACUUGAGGUAAGUACACAUAUUUGAAUAUGUAGUAACCAAACUUGUUUGCAUCCAUAAUCACUGCUGGCAAUUAAGGUAUCUAAAAAGCAACUUAAGCUUCUCCUUCCCUCUCCCCAACAUGUAUCUCCCUUCAUUUUUCCGUAAAGAAUUAGCACAUACAGAAGUAGGAUGGUUCAUGAUCAUUGGCGUGUCCAUCAGGAACCAAGUUGGUUGAUUAGGUGGAUCAGGGUAUUCUAAUCUUGGGAAUCCAAUGUGUAGUUGUGCUGCUGUUAGGACCAAACAAUAUUGCAGAAGUCAAGAAGGCUUAGUCCCAUCUCUCGCAGUAUCAGAAUGCCUUGUGUUCAAAGCAUUUGUGGUGUGUUGGAACCACAUAUCCCUAUUAUGCAGCUGGAAUCGUAGAGCGUACAGCACAGGCCCUUUUUGUGUCCUUAUUGAAUAGUGCUAAAGUAUACGGGUGGAAGCACGAAGUUCUGACUCUAAACAUGUACCACGUGUCUUAGACCUUGUCUGUACAUCAGAGGUUUGUAGGCCAGUAACUUAUAUAGAAACAAGGGUGAGUGUUAGCAGAUGGGGUUACGUUCUUUAAAGCUCUUUGUUUGUUUGUAGAAACUGCCUUUACACAGCAGUGUUUUAAUAAGAAUGUGUCCUGCCUAGAGAGAACAAAGAUUCCCAUUGAAUCUGGAAGCUUUCCUUCAGCACAGUCAAGUGUUUCUGUUUUGUUGAUCCAAAUGUUUACAGGUUAUGUUCUUAUGAAACUUACUUGAAUCUAUUUAUUUUAACAAAUUGGGUUGGCAGAAAAGAGUUCUGCCACCUUGCAAACAAGAUGAUGUGACCUGAAAAGCGUAACCUGGUUAACCAGCUAAGCAACGGGAGGAAAACUACCAUGGUCUAUGGCUUCCAGCUACAUGCUUUACAGCUCUUGGGAGCUCAGACUACAGACCAUAGAAUUGAAAUACCAACAGGGACCCAGCUUGUAUUUUAAUGACUGCCAUGGCUCUUGCAUUAAAAACUACAGUCUAUUAAUGGUAUAAUGUUGCAGCAUGUGCAUUUCUAUGUUUGUGUUAUUAUCAUAUGCACAGCAUGGUGCAUUGUAACAAUAGGGCUUGGGAGUAAAAGUUUAUGUCUUCCUGACCAUUCCUAAUCAUCUUGAGUUGGAGGAGGGGGUGAGAUAUUUACUUCUGCUGGAAAGGUGAGUGCCUUCUAAUACCACACAAUUUUUCUUAUUCAACUCUCCCUCCCUCGUGGCCUUGUAGCAUGUAGGGCCAAUAUGAACUGUAGUCAAGGCCCUGAAAAACUACCCAGAAAUGUUUCCUUAAACUUUGAGGUUACACAUACUCCAGACUUUGCAUUUGGUACUGCAGCUGAAUAACUGCGCAGUCCCUGCGGUGGAGUUGUUUUUAGACUCUGCUUCUCAUGCUUCUAGACAUAGCGUCUCAUGUAGACACACCCACUGUGUGCUGAAUGUAAACCCAAACUCCCAGUCUUUGGAAGCUUAUACUACCCCUCAAAGCUCACACAAGGAUUUACAGGCCAUAAUAAAACUGUUGUUCAUGGAGUUCAAAGGAAAUGGAAAACAUUCAUUUGGAAAGACAACUGGUGGCCUGUGUUCUUAUCUUCCCAGCCCCUCAAGCAUAACCUUGAGCUAGCUGAAAAAGUACUUCUGUGAUGCUACAAGAUAAUGAAACCUAGCCAAGGAUUGAAAUAUUUAAUGCUAACUAGUUGGCAUCUUAUCACAGUUCUGAAAGAUGAAACAUACGAAGACAAACAUUUUAAACAGGCAAAUGUUGUUUGGACCAAAUUUUCAAGCCAAGAGCUGCCUGGCACAGAUAGGACUGCAAAGAAUAAUCCAAGUACAGGCUCCAAAGCUUGUAUAGAACUUUUAGUUCUUAUCACAUUUAAAUGCCUGUUUCACCACUGUCUCAAAGGAAAACACCUGCCUCAAGGACAGUCCAUCUCUAUAGGGCUCAGCUCUAAAAAUGAGGGCACUAAUGCAUUUGUUCAGCACAGGCUAUUGAUAAAGGACCUCUAACGUCCCUCGCUUCUUGGAAAAGGCAACCCUCUGCCUAACAGAACUUCCUUUGGUGUACGGACAGUACUUCAAAGACUUUACUCUCAGUGCAAAGCAGCAGCUGCUAGUCAUAAUGCAGCACUUAGUACUGCUGAUUCUUUGGUACUUACUGAGAUGUAUGGCAAGACAUCCAAGACUACUAUCUUCAGCUUUUCUCAUCAGGCACCAUCAACAGUAAAACAAGAACCCACCAUAUAGUUAAGGCUUAAGUGUUUAGACUAAUAUAUGUUAGUUGCCUUCAACUUAUUUCAUAUUGUAAGAUCUUAGAAAAAUAUCCUAUUUUAUUGCAUUCCCUUGAUUUAGAGGUUAUAGAAGAAUAAAUGAUUUAAAAAUAAAUGUUACAACAGUAUUACAUGACUGACUGAGUUAUGGUAAUAUGUUGCCAAACAAACUGAAAAGAGAUCAUUUAAAAAGACUUCCAAGACAUUUUAUUAAAGUUUCAUGCUUCAUAUAAAUGUACAAGUGAUGAGAAAAGCAAAAAGCAGAGCCCCCAUGCACGUGUAUUCUACAAUAUCAUUUGACGUUUGCAAUGAGCUAGAAAAAUAGUCACUAGAAUCACAGUUAUGAGUCAACAGAAAUGCAAUUGUAAGAGCAAACAGCAAGAAGAUGAAUAUUUGAACUUCAAAACCAAAAAGUACAAAAUAGCUUGUCACAUAGCUCUACAGUUUAUAAAAGCUUCAGUGUAAGUUAGGGUCAAAAAGAUGCAACUCAAAAAUGUUCUGAAUACUGGUAAAAACCAUUCAGUUGUUAUUAAAUGGCAAGAGGUAUAAAGUUAGGGUAGCUGU